AUGCCUGAGGUAUGUCCACCAGUAGACGACCGGGAACCGGCUAUUAGUUUUAAGCCAGUCAAGCCAAGAGCCUUUAUCCCCCACGACCCCGAAGUGUGGUUUGCUGCAUUAGAAACGCAGUUUAUCGCUCGUAAUGUGCGUACCCAGCGCUCCAAAUACGUUUACGCGGUAGAGGCAAUCCCUGGCGAACGAAUGUGCGCCAUCAGGGAUAUUAUCCUUAAACCGCCGGAGAAGGGCGCCUACGACGUUCUGAAGGCUGUUAUCCGUCAGUUCUACAUCCCCUCUAACGGGCAAAGGUUACGCCAGUUGCUGGCUCGUCACCCGAUUGGUGACAUGAAGCGAAGCAGGCAUCUGGCGCGUCUACGCUCGUUAGCCGGCCCAGUAAACACCUACUCUGACAUCGUCAAAGAGCAUUGGAUUGAAUCUUGGCCGCUUCAGGUCCAACCGACGGUAACGGCUCGGCUGGAGGACUCCUGA
Messenger RNA from Echinostoma caproni, 477 nucleotides. NCBI's taxonomy places the organism in Eukaryota, Metazoa, Platyhelminthes, Trematoda, Plagiorchiida, Echinostomatidae. The record is from the annotation of a GenBank genome assembly.